CGUUGUCAUGGAGAUCAGACACACACAACUGAACUAACGUUAUCGGUAAAACUUACAGACCUUUUCCUGUCCUUUUUUACGAUUAAAACAAAAAUAAAACUACAAGACUUGAGUUAGAACUACUGUGGUAAGAUACAUUUUCACUACAACCGUUGCAAUGUUGGCAGAUUAUCCAGUGAAUCCUCUGAAGUCUCGUGUUUCCUUUGGAAUCACACAUAGCCCACAAAGAAAGCGGGCCUCAAGCUUCAGGUCAGGGAGUCUUCGGAAGAAAACCCAAAGCUGCUUUUUUGGGGUUGAGACGUGUGCUGAGCUGGUUUGGAAAGGCUGGGAGCCAGGUCUAGAGUAUACCAAAUGUCUGUAUCUUAAAAGCAUACGUGGAAAACUCCAGAAACUCAGCUUUAGACCUCCUGUGUCCAAGUUCUUCAGCACACUGUUUCCUCAGACCAUUCUUUUGAGCCCAGGAACAUCUUUUUCCCUCCCAGUCACUUUUAGUCCCCUUGAGAAAUGUGAAUACGUGGACACUAUAGAGUUUGAGGGUAAGGAAGGCAAAUUUCAGGUGUCUCUGCGUGCUGUGAUUCCUCAUCAUGCUUUGGAAGUACCGGACUCUGUUAUGCUCCCACCCUGUGCUGUCCAGCACAGCUCCCAAACCAGCUUUCUCUUUCGUAACACUAGUAAGCUACAGACAGGAUUCAAGUGGUCUGUGGAUCCUCCAUUCCAGCUGUCCCCUGAAACUGGACGAUUGAAACCUGAAGAAGAGUGCAAGGUUACAGUACAUUUUAAACCUAAGGAGGUUAUUGUGCACCAGACGGAGGCCCGCUGUGCUUUCGGUGAUUAUGGGGAAAGCAGCUGUACCGUACUUCUGUAUGGGCUGUCCAAGUACCCUCAUCUUCAGAUCAUCUCCGCUGAGCAGGAGGAAGGCUGUAAGGUGCUUGAAUUUGGCAGUGUGGCGGUGGGAGACUCUCUUGAAAGGCAUUUUGAGAUCUACAACCCAUCCACUGUUAGCACUACAUUCCAACUGUCCUGGUUGAGACGACCUGCUCUUAUGGAUGUGGUGUUCCGCUGUGAGGUGCGUGAGGGACAGAUUGAGCCACAUUCAGUUUUAAAAGUCCCUGUCUGGUUCUCCCCACUCACGGUGGACAGCAGAAGUGUGGACUAUCUCUGUCUUACCUGCCUGGGGGCUGUAAGCAAAGAUUUGCUUAAAGUGUCUGGAUCUUCCAUAGGACCAAUAGUGUCUCUAAGUGCCUCUGUGCUGGAUUUUGGUUGUGUCGAGGAGGGCACAGAGGUCACGCGCACGCUACAGAUCAUCAACUCUUCUGCAGUGUUGGCAUAUUACCAGUUUGAUGUGGACACUGGCAGCCAUAGUGUGUUCAGUGUUGACCAACCUUGCGGCACCCUGCCAGGCAACAGCAAACUCACCCUGCGUGUGAAGUUUCGACCGCACCACCCUAUUGCUCAUCACAAGACUCUGACCUGUUUACUGCUGCACCGGGAGCCACUGUUUUUGGAUUUGAUUGGCACCUGUCAUUCAGAGGAGCUUAAGCCAGCCAUAUUAUACCCGAGACAUCUCAGUGUGUACAGGUUAAAUCUGUUAAGAGGACUUACAUUUUACCCUCCAGACUUACUGAGUGCCAUGUUGGAAGAACAAAAAUUAAAAGUAGAUGAUAGCGGAGCAUUGCUAAUCAGGCAGAUUCCAGCAGAAAACACUGACAACUCCGCACCCCUCGUCAUCACACGCAAUCCUCUGGAGGAGUAUUUCCACAAAAAUUCAGCACCUGAAGCAGAACUAGACAUUGAAAACAACUCAUCUAAGUUCUCCAACCUUCAUGUUACAGUUGAACCUCCUGAGCUCCUUUUUUAUGAAUGCAAAGCAUCUAAAUCAGUUACCAUCACCAACCACACCAAGGGCAAGAUCUGUUUGGCGUGGACCCAUGGAACCAACUCCUCUUUCUCCAUUUCUCCUCUCUGCUGUGAUUUGGGCCCUCUAAAGUCCACGGCCUUUAUAGUGACAUAUAAUCCCAACCAGCAGAACAACUUCCAUGCAGAACAGCUUGAGUGUUUUGCUUUUUAUAAGGUUCUGAGGGAACAUAGAUAUGUGGAUGAUCAGACUUUGUGCCCACCAUGGUGCCUUACAGUCAGGGUGAGCGGUCACUCAUUCCAGCCUGGAAAAGAGCACUUUACCCCCAGCUUUUCUCUUCAGCACUCUGAAAUAGGAUUUCCUCCUCUAAAUAAGGUGUCAUACCGCAAUAUUCUACUGCAGAACACUGGAGACCUGCCACUGAUUUUCAGACUAGACCCAGAAGAGUGUCCCUCAGUGUGUGUGCUGCCACCUAGUGGUCUGGUGCCACCUGGUCAGCACCAGAUUCUCACAUUCAGAGCUACUCCAUCUCAGGAUCACCCUGCCAGUAUGCCUUUGACAUUACAGCUAAAUGCCAGCCCUAAACACAAACAGGUGCUGAAUGUUGUUGCUGUUGCAGAGAAACUUUCCAUGACCGUGGAGGGGGGUGGAAGUCUGUCCUUUAAGCCUACAGCGGUGGGCUCCUGCUCUGAGCGAACGCUGUGGGUGAAGAACUUGAGCAGGGUGCCGGUGGAGUUCCUGUGGAGGCUCUGUGGAUCGGACCGAAGAGUUUUGUCUGUACUGCCGGGAACAGGCAUGCUUCAGCCCAAUGAAUCUAAGGUACAGAAAUGGUCCUUUGCUCCUACAGAAGAGACAAUGUACAACAUGAAGCCUAGUCUUAUGUUCUGGCCUCUCCAAACACCAGAGUGUACGAAGUCCCGCCUCACAAUUAAAGCAGUUGGAUUGGCCUCUAAAGGCUCUCUACAGGCCGAACAUCCUGUUAUAGAUCUGGGUGAGGUGCUUUUCGGAAGCUGUAAGUCAUUUGAUGUUCCUCUACUAAAUGACAGCUCCUGUGCCUUCAGCUACUAUCUGACUGCUCAGCAGAGUGUCACAGUUACAGACUUUCCUGAAGACGUCAAUCAAGAUCCUUUGGUUCUAGAGAUGGAGAACGUAAAGGGAGUCAUACCUGCUCAUUGCAAGCUACAGGUCCACUGCACAGUGAGACCGGCUCGCAGGGCCCAUUACUGUUGGACCAUCAGUUACUACAUCCUCAAUGCAUCUGGCUCUGUUUGGGAAGAGCCGCACUCAGUGUGUCAGAUCCAGGCAGAAUGUGUGUUUCCCACACUAGAGGUGACAGAUGUCCGGAGCUGUGGCAGUGUGGAGAGACUGAGCAAAUUUCAGCUGUGGCACCUCUUCAAUCUGGACGCACUCAAUACUUACCUGCGCAGAGAUCCCAGUCCAUCUGAGCUCACCUUCAGAGUGCCCACUAGACACAGUCUUCAACGCUGUCCUACCAUCUUUACCUCAGCUGUAUUGGAUUUUAACUUCAGUGCUGCACCCUUGAGCUCAGAGCCCUCCAGUAUUUUGAUCAUGUUUAAGAACACAGGCAGUAUUCCUGUAGAGUGGUCAUUUUUGUUUCCCGAGGACCAACAGAUUGAGCUUGAACACUGGGCUGAAAGUGGAGAAUUCAACUCUUCUGAGCACCAUCUGAUGAUGGUUCAAGAACACAGACUCUUCUCCAUCUCUCCACGCUCUGGUAAACUCCAGCCCACCCACCAGAGGGCAGUGCAGUUCACAUACAGACAUGACUUUGUAGGAACAAAUCGUCUUCCUGUCCUGCUGAAACUUUCACAUGGAAGAGAGAUACUGCUGAAUUUUACAGGAGUAACCGUGGAAAGAGAUAGACGGUACAUUCAUCUUCCUUCCAACAGACACACAUUUGCCCCUGUGGCCAUUGGAGGAUUCAGUCCCCCUAAACAGGUGUAUGAGCUGUAUAAUGCAGGUGCUCUUCCUCUGAGAUACCACAUUGACACCACUCCACUGGAGCAACUGAUGGAGGAGAACUUCAGUCAUCCAGUCUUACAGUGUCUGAACCCUGACGGAGAGCUGGAGCCAGGACGCACAGCUCUGGUGGAGUGGAUCUUCUCCCCACUGGAGGCUAAAACAUACAGUGUAGACAUUCCAAUUCAUGUGGUGGAGGGAGACAGCAUGUUUGUUACCUUUGAGGGGCAUGGCUUUGAUGAAAGAGACUCUGAACCCCUUCAGAUGAAAGAUGGAUGCAUUACUGUACCUUGCACGCAAAAAAUUCCAAUACCCGGACAGGUGGUGUUUCUGUCAGAAGAGAGGGUGUGUUUCGGUGAUAUCCCGGUGUGCUCUCGAGGUACCCGCAUCCUAUUUUUGACCAACAUCUCACAUACAGACCAAGUCUUGUAUAAAUGGAUUGUAGACUGCCAACAGACUAUAAACAUAAGUCCUGACAGUGGUCGUCUAGCACCAGGGGAAAGCGUUCUCAGCAUACUUACAAUACAGACUUCAGGCACCCCCACUUUCUACCAGCAAGACCUCAUCUGUGAGAUAACUCUUGAAGAGAAGCUAACACAGUAUCACAAAGAUCUUCAACAGUGGGAGGAAGAAACGGAGAGACAGAAAUACGAGUUUACUCUUACUGAGAGAGAUCUGAUGCAGGCAAAUAAACUGGAUAAAUGCACUCCGGAAAGUGGAGUGUUUGAACAGAAAACGGGUACCAAAAAAUACAAGACUCUUCCGCCCAUCUGCAGCAGUGAUCAAGUGGUGGGUCCUUCCUUGAGACCCAGUCGGGCUGAAAGACGAGCCCAGCAGCAGACAGGACUGCAAAGGAAGAGAUGUCCUGAGCCGCCCCGUCCUACAUUACUCCACCUAGGAGUUACUGCCCGUUCACACACCCUAAUGGAGUAUCAGGCACAUUUCCCAACUCAGUUCAAUACUCAUUACAUCCACAGGUCAACGGACCCAAAGCAUUCCCAAUCCAGCAACGAUCUGUGCUUCCAUUGUCCUGCAGACCUGCCCCCUCUCAUCCAUGGUCCUGAGAAAGACAUCAUCACACAUGUGCUCACGUCUGCACUUCGAAGUCUUCUAGAUGAUCGUCAGUUCCAGGAGGCUCUGGUAGAGGGCGAUACUGAGCAGGUGCCAUACUUCACACAGCUGCGGCCUGCCCCUGCUCUCACCGCACAAACAUCACCCACCUCUGCUGCAGGCCGCCAGGACCCUGGAAAAAUGUCUGAUGUGUCCAAUGCUAUUGUAGCAGACACUAACACAGACAUUUCCAGCACUGCAGACACAAUGGAGAAAAGUGAAUGUGACCAGCAGGAUUUUCUGCAGGAGUUUGAAGAAGAGUUAAGGAUGAAAGUUCAGGAGUCCAUUCGCAGGCUGCCUGAGUUUUGUGACCUGGUGGAAGAUGUUUUGCUCAACACUUUGCAGAAUCUAAUGAUGGAGGCUUUCUUGGGUGAGCUGGUGCUGACAGCACGACCCCGAAUAAUUGCUCUACCACCUUCCACUUCUAGGAGAAACAGCCUUGGCCCCAACAGAGAGUCCAGUGCUGAAUAUAAGAGGAACAAGGGGCCAGAAACAGAUGUGGAGCAGAGAGAUUGAGAAAGCUGCGAGCGCAGGAGGGUGCUGGCUUUGUUGUCACGUCCCUCUAGCAGUUGCUGGAAAUGUUCAUCCAUGACCAAAGAAAAGACAAAGUCCAACUCUCUAAAGCUUACAUCAUCUCAGGGUCUGUCUAUGAAAGAUGAUCCGCCCCCAUUCAGCUCCUCACAGACAGAAGAAAAAUAAGAGCAUUUUAUUCCCAAGUAUGUGAUUGUAUUUCAUAAUGACCAUAAUUACUGUAAUGAGUCCAGCUUCACGUCACCUCUACAACUGGGUCAGGACACUAGUUAAGUAUUAGAGCACCUGUUUUUUUUUUAAUUCUUUUAAAAUGUUAUUUUGACUUCAGUCUUAAAAACAAAAUUGCAUCUGAGGUCCUCAAUAAGUUCUUUUAAGGACCUUUGAUUUAAAAGGUUCUCUGGAAACCAAAUAUGGCGCUGCAAGAAACUCUUUUUGCUCCUUUUAUUUGUAAGAUUAUCUGGCCUUAUUUUUCCUCAAUAGUCUUCAGCUGCAUUGCUGCUGAUGCAUCAAUUGGUUGAAAUAGAAGUCCUUUUUUAGUAGAAAAACUUAUUGUCUAGCUCCAUAUCCUUAAAGGGAUAGUUCAUCCAAAAAA
Molecule: messenger RNA, 6068 nt
Organism: Misgurnus anguillicaudatus (oriental weatherfish)
Lineage: Eukaryota; Metazoa; Chordata; Actinopteri; Cypriniformes; Cobitidae
Source: RefSeq, a predicted model, not a curated record